This is a messenger RNA of Betta splendens (Siamese fighting fish), 2863 nucleotides long. It is a transcript of the gene cpsf2, whose product is annotated as cleavage and polyadenylation specific factor 2. Gene Ontology annotation, biological process: mRNA 3'-end processing by stem-loop binding and cleavage. Lineage: Eukaryota; Metazoa; Chordata; Actinopteri; Anabantiformes; Osphronemidae. The coding region runs from base 180 to 2543 and encodes 787 amino acids. The transcript has 15 exons. Gene Ontology annotation, cellular component: mRNA cleavage and polyadenylation specificity factor complex. Gene Ontology annotation, molecular function: RNA binding. The record is from RefSeq and is a predicted model, not a curated record.
ACACUUGGUACGGUCCUCUGCCCUUUCACACAUGAUGCAGCGGCAAACAUGUCUGCGAGUGAAGUGUGUAUUCAAAAUGUCUCAAUGAAGGAAUUAUAGCAAAUUCCAUUAAACAUAAAUUCUAUCGAAACGCGGAGAUUUGUAUUAUCUCACAUUUAAUGCGACACAACUGAAGAGCAAUGACGUCUAUUAUCAAGUUGACGGCCGUGUCGGGGGUUCAGGAGGAGUCAGCCCUCUGCUACCUGCUCCAGGUGGAUGAGUUCCGCUUCCUCCUGGACUGUGGCUGGGACGAGAACUUCUCAAUGGACAUCAUUGACGCAAUGAAACGAUAUGUUCACCAGGUUGACGCUGUUCUCCUCUCCCACCCUGAUCCCAUUCACCUGGGAGCUCUGCCAUAUGCUGUAGGGAAACUGGGUCUGAACUGUACUAUCUAUGCCACAAUUCCUGUUUAUAAGAUGGGUCAGAUGUUCAUGUAUGAUCUUUAUCAGUCUCGAAACAACAGUGAAGAUUUUACACUCUUCACCCUGGAUGAUGUCGACUCAGCUUUUGAUAAAAUCCAGCAACUGAAAUACUCUCAGAUUGUCAACCUGAAAGGUAAAGGCCACGGUCUGUCCAUCACGCCGCUUCCAGCUGGUCACAUGAUUGGAGGCACCAUUUGGAAAAUAGUUAAGGACGGAGAAGAGGAGGUUGUUUAUGCCGUAGACUUCAAUCACAAGCGAGAGAUACACCUAAAUGGCUGCACACUGGAGAGCAUCAGUCGUCCUUCUUUACUUAUUACAGACUCCUUCAAUGCUACAUACGUGCAGCCUCGACGCAAACAGAGAGAUGAGCAGCUGCUUACCAAUGUAAUGGAGACGCUUCGUGGUGAUGGUAAUGUCCUUAUUGCUGUGGACACAGCCGGUCGGGUGUUGGAGUUGGCUCAGCUCCUGGACCAGAUUUGGAGGACAAAAGAUGCUGGCCUGGGAGUGUACCCACUAGCCCUGCUGAACAAUGUCAGCUAUAAUGUGGUGGAGUUCUCAAAGUCCCAGGUGGAGUGGAUGAGCGAUAAGCUGAUGAGGUGUUUUGAGGACAAGCGAAACAACCCCUUCCAGUUCCGUCACUUGACUCUGUGCCACAGUCUAGCAGACCUGGCCCGGGUGCCGAGCCCCAAGGUGGUGCUAUGCAGCCAGCCGGACCUCGAAUCUGGCUUUUCCCGGGAACUUUUCAUCUACUGGUGCCAAGAUGCCAAGAACUCCAUCAUCCUCACCUACCGCACCACACCUGGAACUCUGGCACGCUAUCUCAUCGACAACCCUGGAGAGAAGACGCUGGACCUGGAGGUGAGGAAAAGAGUGAAGCUGGAAGGCAAGGAACUGGAAGAAUACCUUGAACGAGAGAAAAUAAAGAAAGAAGCAGCUAAAAAACUUGAGCAAGAAAAAGAAGUGGAUGUCGACUCCAGUGACGAGAGUGAUAUGGAUGAUGACGUGGAUCAGCCAGCUGUCGUAAAAAGCAAACACCAUGACUUGAUGAUGAAGGCGGAGGGAAGCCGCAAAGGCAGCUUCUUCAAACAAGCCAAAAAGUCCUAUCCGAUGUUCCCUGCACACGAGGAGAGGAUCAAAUGGGACGAGUACGGGGAAAUUAUCAGGCUAGAAGAGUUUCUGGUUCCUGAACUGCAGGCCACAGAGGAGGAAAAGAGCAAACUGGAAUCUGGGUUAACCAAUGGUGACGAGCCCAUGGACCAAGAUCUCUCUGUUGUUCCUACAAAAUGUAUUUCCAGUAUGGAAAACCUUGAAAUUAGAGCAAGGGUAACAUACAUAGACUACGAAGGUCGCUCUGACGGGGACUCCAUCAAGAAAAUUAUUAAUCAGAUGAAGCCCAGACAGCUGGUUAUAGUCCAUGGCCCUCCAGAAGCCAGCCUGGACCUCGCUGAGUCCUGCAAGGCUUUCAGCAAGGACAUCAAAGUGUACACACCCAAACUGCAGGAGACUGUGGAUGCCACCAGUGAGACACACAUCUACCAGGUGCGGUUGAAAGACUCGUUGGUGAGCUCUCUGCAGUUCUGCAAAGCCAAAGACACGGAGCUGGCGUGGAUCGAUGGCGUGCUGGACAUGCGCGUAAUCAAGGUGGACACUGGCGUGAUGCUCGAGGAGGGUUUAAACGAAGAGGGUGAGGACGGCGACCUGGCCAUGGACGUCGCCCCUGAGCUUGACGUGGAUCAUAACGCCACAGCAGCAGCGGCACAGCGCGCCAUGAAGAACCUGUUUGGUGAGGACGAGAAGGAGCUGUCGGAGGAGAGCGAUGUCAUUCCCACGCUGGAGCCACUUCCUACACACGAGAUUCCCGGGCAUCAGUCGGUGUUUAUCAACGAGCCUCGCCUGUCUGACUUCAAGCAAGUCCUGCUGAGAGAGGGCAUCCAGGCCGAGUUCGUAGGAGGAGUGCUGGUGUGCAACAACAUGGUGGCCGUUCGCAGGACGGAGGCCGGGCGCAUUGGCCUGGAGGGCUGCCUGUGUGAUGACUACUAUAAGAUCCGGGAGCUGCUGUAUCAGCAGUACGCCGUGGUCUAGCAGGACACGCUGCAGCACAGAGACAAUCCUUCCCCGAUGGACAAGGCUGCACCACACACGGGCUACUACCUCUGCCCCGUGGGCGACUCCAGCUGUUUCACUUCCAAGCUCGUUGUACAGUUUCCCUUUUUAUAUGAGUAUUUUUCUCCAAAUGGUGUUUUUUUAUUGUUAGUUUACCUCCACAGUGUGAGAGGCAGAGGUUUAGCCUAGAUUGACAUCACUGCGUGAACCCGCCCUCCUCCCUCUGUACAGUAACAUCCCAGUGAAGCAGAUCAUCGUCGCCUCAUAAUCCUGUCAUUAAAUGGUGUUGUUUCUUUCUU